Messenger RNA from Elgaria multicarinata webbii, 793 nucleotides. Its product is annotated as sperm acrosome membrane-associated protein 4-like. Bases 113 to 490 code for a protein of 125 amino acids. Gene Ontology annotation, biological process: sperm-egg recognition. Gene Ontology annotation, cellular component: membrane. The record is from RefSeq and is a predicted model, not a curated record. The transcript has 3 exons. Lineage: Eukaryota; Metazoa; Chordata; Lepidosauria; Squamata; Anguidae.
AUAUAGACCAGAUGAAAUGAACUCCUUCACUGACUCAUAGUCACUGGGAUUGCUUCUCUUGGAAUAUCAUUCCCCUGGUUCUCGCCUGCUUUGUGAAUACAACAACUACAUUAUGGGCAAACUCCUGGUCCUGUGUGCUGCGAUUCUUGCUUGCAUCAGUAUCGGAUCGGCUCUGCAAUGCUUGAAAUGCUCCUUCACAUUUUUUGACCUCCCCUGCCACACUACAACCGUCAUCUGUGAAGAUGGGCAGGUCUGUGCUAUCAUCCGGGGGAAAACAGCUGGCCACAAGUUUAUCAAGAAGAAGAACUGUGUUGACGAGGACAAGUGCAGCAAGAAUGACACGGCCUCCUAUUUAGGCAUCACCUACACCACCACGUAUGAAUGCUGCAAAGGCGAAUUCUGCAACUCGGGUGCCACGCUGCCUUCUGCUCAUCUCUCCCUGCCGGUGGCCCUGGCUAUGCUGGGUGCUUGGCUCUCCCGCCUUCUCUAAUUCCUCUCCUCAGGAAGUGAAUUUCUACGCGAUGGCAAAAAAAAAAAAAGCAUUAAACCUAGCAAACACUGUAUCAUAUAGGUCUUCCGCUCCCCCUCCCCACUGCCACCGUGCCUUUUUUUACUUUAAAAAGUACUUGUUAAUAUACUUGUAUUUCUUUCCAUAUCUCUGCUAUCUUAAAUCAUAUGAAUCAAGUAUGGAUGGAAAAGGUUACUGGGAUGGGAUGGGAUAGGGAAACAAAUGCAUUUGGAGAAGAACAUCUUCCUUCCCUUUCUUUUCCUGUGGACUUUUUUUUUAACCUUC